Molecule: messenger RNA, 3279 nt
Organism: Branchiostoma belcheri (Belcher's lancelet)
Lineage: Eukaryota; Metazoa; Chordata; Leptocardii; Amphioxiformes; Branchiostomatidae
Product: TRPM8 channel-associated factor 3-like
Exons: 6
Coding region: 331-3183 (950 amino acids)
Source: RefSeq, a predicted model, not a curated record
GCCCAGUGUUGUUGCAUCAAACUAUCGCAACGCCUGACAUUUACUGGUCAUCAGACCGGUUUGGCGACUUCUGCUGACUCAGAUGUCAAAGGGCGUCCACAAAACCGCGAACAUAUUUUAAUACUAACCAUCACAAAUAUUUCUGGAGUUACGGUAGUUUGCUGGGAUUUAUCGAUCUAUGCUCGGUGAAACGGACGAAACCAAGGAGAGAUAGAAGAAGACUCAGUGCAUACACGUUACAACUCGUCACUACAACCAGAGCUAACAACGUGUCCUGUGGGAAACAUUUCUGAGUUACAUCGUGAAGAUUUCUACAAAUCGUCUUCCAACAUGGCAGCGGCAACGUCUCCAAGUGUCAGUCGGAAGGACGAGCUUCUUAAAGACCUGAAGACGGUCCCGAAGGCUGGUGAACCAGGAAUCAUCGAGGUGUCCGGGGACCAGGCGGAAGGCAUCCUGUUAGACGACCGGGGGAGGGCCGUCAUGGCUGCGGCUACGUACGGCUCAGGUAGGAUUGUGGCCUUCGGUCAUAACGGCUACAUCAAGCAGUUCCGGGAGGGCAAAAACAAGAAUUUCUUCAACCUGAAUCACAACAUUCGCACCUGGCUGGGAAUCGGUGGGGAGGGGGGCGAAAUCACGUUUGGCGACACUCUCAAAACUGUUGAAGACAUCCCCAAAUCAGGCGUUCUGGUCGUCGCCGGCGGCGGAGACAAGCUCAAGAAAUUCGUCCCGGGUAUUUUGAAGUUCAUCCAAGAAGGAGGGGGAUUCCUGUGUGGGGUAUGCCCGUGGGGGUGGUUGCAAAAGCGCCCCCAGGAGACCAUCGAAGGCAUGGCACUUCAGCAGAUUGUGAAAGAGGCCGGUAUGUCCUUUACGGGAGAAAAAUGCGAGGUAGAGAAGAAGAAGUUCAGCGUCGUUCAGGGCAAGGAGAAAGAGGAGAAUGGAGCUGACAUGAAGAAAGGUUCUGUCAACACUCCGGGCAAGUGCGUCGAAAAACGUGUCGAGAUGCCGGAGGAAAUGUGUGCGUCUCCUACCGUGCCCAUGGCAGCAGCAGCGGCGACGUCUCCGAGCGGCAGUUGGAAGGACGAGCUCCUUAAAGACGUGACGACGGUCCCGAAGGUCGGCGUGCCGGGAAACAUCGUGGUGUUCGGAGACCAGGCGGAACCCAUCCUGCUAGACGACCGGGGAAGGGCCAUCAUGGCGGCGGCCACGCACGGAGCGGGAAGAGUCGUUGCCUUCAGCCACAACGGUUACAUCAAACAGUUCAGCGAGGGAAAGAACCAAAAGUUCGAGACCCUGAACCGCAACAUUCGCACCUGGCUGGGAAUGAAGGAGGGGGAUGUCGUGACGGACGCCGGAAAGAUCAAAGAAGCCGCAGACAUCCCGACAUCAGGUGUUCUGUUGGUCGCCGGCGGAGGCGAUAAGGGGAAGAAGCUUGUUCCUGACGUGCUGAAGUUCAUCAGAGAAGGAGGCGGGUUGCUGUGUGGAGUGUGCCCGUGGGGAUGGUUGCAGAAGCGCCCCCGCAAGACCAUCGACGACAUGGUACUGCAGGCAAUCGUGAACGAGGUCGGCCUGUCCUUCACAGCCGAAACCUGCGCAGCGAAGAAAGAAAUCAGUGCGGCGGAGAGCAAGGAGAGGGCCGAGGUGUCUCAUCUAGGCCGCGCCCUGAAGGCCAUCGACUUGGACCCGGACUCCGUGGAGAAGUACGCCGAGACCGUCGCCGAGAACGCGCACUCCAUCCCGGACAAGUGCUUCGAGAAGCGUCUGAACACGCCCAUGGAGAAGUGCUACGAGAAAUGCAUCAAGAAACACAAGGACUGCAUCCCCAAGGGUGGCAAGAAGAAAGUGAAGGACAGUAGAGGAAGAGCAGUCGUCUCUCUGACCACCGGUUUCUUGGAGAAACAAGCCAAGAUGGGAAAAGAAGUCAAAGCGCCUGGCAUCAACGACUUCCCGGGAGAUUUUGAAGACGAGCCGCAACUGCAGUGCGCGUCUGUGAUCAUCAAAUCCGCAAGGAAAGAGCGCCACUCGACGGGAUACUACCUCCCUGCAGGCAAAGUCCUGACCAUCAAGGCGACCACGACCGGAGAACAUUUGGAGGACUGGCGGGUGAGGGUUGGAGCACACUCGGACAACUUGAGCGGGAAGAAGGAGUUCAAGCGAUGGCCGAAGCUGAGCGUGGUGAAACGUCUGGAAGCAGAGACGAAGAUAAGCUCGCCUUACGGUGGUCUGAUCUACUUCGAGAGUCCCAAAGAGGCGGGGGACCUCACGGCGUCAAUGGAGAACGUGGUGGAGGCUCCGUACUAUGACUUGGAGGAUCCCAGGAGCGUCCAGAACUGGUCUGAGCGCAGGAAGGCCCCGGGACUUUGGGCAGACCUGGCCGGAGAACACAUCAUCUUCACCUUCCCGUCUGCAUCCGUGCGGGACCUGGAAGACCCCAGUGAGGGCCUGCGGGCUUGGGACGACGUAGUUAAGGCACACCACGAGCUGCGCGGCACGACCCCUAGCGGCGACCACCGGCAGCGCAUCGUGCCAGACCGCCAGCCCAAGGCCGGGUGGAUGCACGCCGGCUACCCCAUCGUGACGAACAUGGACAUCGCGCAGAAGGACAAGUUUAUCCUGGACGGGAAGAAGCUGAGGAAGGCCGGCAACUGGGGACUGUUCCACGAGCUGGGACACAACAUGCAGAGGAAGGCGUGGACGUUUGAAGGAACCGGAGAGGUGACGUGCAAUGUCUUCACUCUUCACGCCAUGGACGUGGUGGCAAAGAGAGACCCCUGGCAACAUCCGUGGGUACGGAACAAGUGGCCUUCCAUUGAGCAGUUCUUCAAGGACGGCGCUCCACAUGACGUGUGGAAGAAGAAAGCAGGCGUGGCCCUGGCUGUGUACGCUCAACUAGCGCAUCACUUCGGCUGGGAACCUUACAAAAAGGUAUUCCGUCAGUACGAAAAGGACCCCAAGAAGAAAGAACCGCAGAACAACAAGGAGAGGAUCGUCUUGUGGAUCGUGCGUUUCUCCAAGGAGGCCGACCGCAACUUGGUGCCGCUCUUCGACUUCUGGGGCUUCCCGCACACCGAGGAGGCGCAGGCCCAGCUCUCGGGGCUGGAGGCCUUCCUGCCCGACGACGACCUGACUGCGCUGGCGCCGGAACGGCUCGCGGAGAUCAGGGGGAAAUACAACAUGCAGAAAUGAGGAGGACUGAACUAGCUGUCUAUCAUAGGGAAAUGUCACUGAAGCAUAUUUAGUUUUAAACGCUAUGUGUUAUUUCAAAAUAUCACAGGAAACUAG